Molecule: messenger RNA, 2152 nt
Organism: Daucus carota subsp. sativus
Lineage: Eukaryota; Viridiplantae; Streptophyta; Magnoliopsida; Apiales; Apiaceae
Product: vacuolar protein sorting-associated protein 55 homolog
Exons: 5
Coding region: 1644-1985 (113 amino acids)
Biological process (GO): late endosome to vacuole transport via multivesicular body sorting pathway
Cellular component (GO): endosome
Source: RefSeq, a predicted model, not a curated record
AUAAAUUUAUACACAUCUAGUUGAAUGAUUCUUUCUUCAAUCAUAAAGCGAACCAGCUAUCAUUCUUGCACAAGCGAGUUUCCUACUUACAAAACUCCACUUAUUCAUCACCGAUCUACUUACAUAUAUUCAUACAUAUAAUAUAUAUAAUAUAUUUACACACACACGGCCCCUUUGUUCUGUUGGACUCUCCCGACAUGGCGAUGACUAUCGAAGGUACUAAUUGAUAUACACAUGUAUAUGUUAUGACUUGAACUCUUGUGUAAUUCUGUUGUAUUUAAUUUUAGUAUCAAGAUAAUUCUGCCUAGUUAUUAAUUUGAAGAAUAUUGGGUAAUUUGAUGUUAGAAUAGUAGUAAUAAAAGUGGUGUACCAGUAAAUUGAUGUCAUCAUGUUUGUUUGAUGUUUGAUUGAGGCUCAAUUGAGCUCUACAAUAGGGUUUUUGAGUACUUCUUUAUCCCUAGAAUUUGAGUUUUGCAGUUGGGUUGGGGUCGAGAUAAAGUUACUGUAAUUGGGGUUUGAUAACAUUACUCUGUGCGUAUAAGUUAUGGGUGAUGCAGGAUAUCAGAAUUGAGAAUUACCGUGAUUGAUAACAAGUUUUCUGCUCACCAUACAGUAUUUACUGUUUUGUUAUGUGAUAGCAGCAUAAUUUGGUAAAUUGCAUAUUGGGGAAUAUACUAUUGUGCCAUGUUUUUGCUGAAGUACAAGCUCUUUAGGGUGUGGGCCUUGUGGUUCUCGGUGCUUGGUCAAAUAGGAGUCGGUAUUUAGUGAUAAAUUGACUUGGAACAUAUAUAAUGAUAAAUCCGGUUUAACACUUGCAAAACAGUGAUCCGUGCAUGUGCCUUUGCAUAGUCAACUGGAAAUGUUAUGAUGUCAUGUUUUUCAUGCAUCAUCUUUUGGGUUACCGGUUACGGUUGUGAUUUUAAGUGCACCAGCUGGUAGCUCUAAGAAUGUAGAAGCUUGUUUAGGGUUGCUCAGUUUGAAAGUUUUCUGGAUGGAGUUUUUUACCUUCUUAUAAGGUUUGAUUUAUAACACCAUCUAUAUUGGAUGACUAAUUAGUAUCCUUAGGAAGUGCCUUUAUUUGAAAAGAUUUGUAAGACAAACACAAGUGUACAAAUGCACUUUUUGACUAGUCAUGACAGUUCAUGCAUAAAGAUGAAGCAAUAAUGUUACUUAGGCCAAGGAAGUUUCUCAUAUCGCAUGAGGUUACAAUGCUGACUUGAUUAUCUGAACUAAUCUUAAUGGUGUGCGCAACGUCUGUUUUCGUUCAUUUCUUAUGAACAUAAUUUAAAACAUCCAAGCAAGUUUACAAUAAAGUUCUUGUAAAUUAGGAUAAAUCAAAAGGAAUGUACCGAUGUUAAUAUGCUUUAAUCUUGUUAGCUUCUCAUACAACCUAGUCUAAGUAGUUAUAUACAAACUGGUUAUUUUUUAAUGUUGGACACUACCAGUUUAGGUUAUUAACUUCUGUACUUAUGGUGUUAGACAUAGUUGCAUUAUUGGUACUGGUACAUGACUGUGUAUUUAAUAUUUUUGACAAAUUUAUUGUGCAUAUUUGAUACUGACUAUCUUAUGUCCUGGUGUGUUGGUUUGUGUAACUCCUCGAUGAUGCUCCGUUGCCACCUACAGUGCUGGCUGGACUUGCUUUUAUGUUUUCAUCCAGCAUACUCCUGCAGAUAUUGGCUUGUGCAUUGUACAGCAACUGGUGGCCAAUGCUAUCUGCUCUAGUGUAUAUUUUGGUGCCAAUGCCUUGUAUGUUCUUUGGGGGUGGGUCCACUCAAUUUCUAACUAGUCGAGAUGGUGGGGGAUGGGUUGAUGCAGCCAAGUUUUUAACAGGGGCAUCGACAGUGGGAAGUAUGGCUAUUCCCAUUAUUCUUAGGCAUGCAGGGUUAAUUGAAACUGGGGCUAUGUUAAUCGAAUUCACGUCAUUUCUCAUUUUUGUUUGCACCGUUUUGUGUUUUCAUCGUGCGAGCCUUGAUGAUGAGUGGUGAGCUGGGCUCAGUUCCAAAGAGUGAUGCUAAUCUUGUAACACUAUCCAUUUUAUUGUGUUUUCUUAGCAUAGUAGAUGUAAAAUGAUAACAUAUUCGAGACAAAUACAAUAGAAAUAACAAUGAACAUUUUCGACCAUGUAAAGAAAGCUCUACUAUUUUUUCCUUCA